AAGUCACAAAACCCAGUCAGACCAAAAAACCAUGACAUCAGACGCACAUUGCUUAAGGCCUUAAAAACCACCGAAUUCCAUAUCAUGCAUAUAUCAGAAAAAGCACACACGCACACUCCCAAAACAUUCUUUCUACAACCACCCACAAAACCCUAUUAGGAUUUUCUAGUUAAGCUACGAAGAUCCUAACAAGAUGCUCGAUCAGAUCGAAUAUUCGAGUCCCUCGGCAGAAGAUCAUGAGACUUUCAGCUGUAUGAGCUCACCGGGAGCUGCUACUACAAGGAGGAAGAACGACAAGAACAAGAAGAGGUUUAGUGAUGAGCAGAUUAGGUCACUGGAGUCCAUCUUUGAGUCUGAGUCGAGGCUUGAGCCGAGGAAGAAGAUGCAGUUGGCCAAAGAGCUAGGGUUGCAACCGAGGCAGGUUUCUAUUUGGUUUCAGAACAAGAGAGCUAGAUGGAAGUCCAAGCAGCUUGAGAGAGAAUACAGCAUAUUGAGAGCCAAUUACAACAACUUGGCAUCAAAGUUUGAAGCUAUGAAGAAAGAAAAGCAGGCCUUGGUUGUUCAGGUUCAGAAGCUGAAUAAUCUGAUGAUGCAAAGGGAGAAUCGUGGGGAAGAUGUAGCUAUGAACAGUGGCAUUGAUGGUGAGUCAGAUAAUGGAGAUGCCACCAUUUCUGAAUCUGAUCAGGUGAAGCUUGAUCUUUCAGUGGAAAAAUCAGAGCAAGGAGAACUUGGGGUGCUGUCAGAUGAUGACAGCAGCAUAAAAGCAGAGUACUUUGGACUGGAAGAUGAAUCAAACCUUGUUAACUUAGUGGAGUAUGUAGAUGGUUCCUUAACAUCAGCUGAGGAUUGGAGGAAAUUGAAUUCUGAUGGUCUUUUUGAUGAAUCAACUGGUGAUUAUCAGUGGUGGGACUUCUGGUCUUGAAAACAGAAAAUGUGUGUAUAUAAUGAAGUGCUUCUUCUAUUGGAGUGAUCAAGAGAAAGGGGCUUAUAAACUCAUCAGAGUUACAUUAGCUUUUGGAGAUUGUUUGUUCUUCACCAUGUCACUUGCAGACAUUGUGCUACACUCAAUCACUUAGAUGUCCUGUUUAAUUACGAUGUUACAAUUCUGAUAUGUGGGUCUGUGUCUAAUCUUGGAUAAGUAACAUCAUAAGGCCCAAAGACACACACAUGUAUGCCUGCAGUCGGCUAGAAUUUUGUAGGAGUUGGCAUGUUGCUCAAUACUCUGAACCUUGAUGUAGCCUCUAACAUAUGUGAAUUUGUUUUAUUUUUGGUGUCAA
Malus domestica (apple) is the source of this 1277-nucleotide messenger RNA. Its product is annotated as homeobox-leucine zipper protein ATHB-12-like. NCBI's taxonomy places the organism in Eukaryota, Viridiplantae, Streptophyta, Magnoliopsida, Rosales, Rosaceae. The record is from RefSeq and is a predicted model, not a curated record. Gene Ontology annotation, biological process: positive regulation of DNA-templated transcription. Gene Ontology annotation, cellular component: nucleus. Gene Ontology annotation, molecular function: DNA-binding transcription factor activity, RNA polymerase II-specific; sequence-specific DNA binding.